Epinephelus moara (kelp grouper) is the source of this 3914-nucleotide messenger RNA. It is a transcript of the gene rufy1, whose product is annotated as RUN and FYVE domain containing 1. Bases 27 to 2180 code for a protein of 717 amino acids. The transcript has 17 exons. Lineage: Eukaryota; Metazoa; Chordata; Actinopteri; Perciformes; Serranidae. Gene Ontology annotation, molecular function: metal ion binding. Gene Ontology annotation, cellular component: cytoplasm. The record is from RefSeq and is a predicted model, not a curated record. Gene Ontology annotation, biological process: protein transport; regulation of endocytosis.
CGGGGGAACGGGGAGGGGGGACAAACAUGGCCGACGAGGCAGGGGAGGUAAACACAGCUGUAGAGGAUAGCGAAGCAGAACAACAGCUAGAUGAGUCCGAAGUUUCGGAAGCCGCGCCCGAGGCCGAGUCCGGCGGCAGCGACGGGCAGGAGCGGACGGAGAAGCCAGCUCCGGCCGCGACGGAGAACAGCUGGUCGGCUCCUAUCCUGUCUCUGGCUCGGAAGGCCACGGAGACGAUUAGCAGCGGGGUGAGCUACGCUGCUGCCCAGAGACACCCCUCACAGGGAUCCGCUCCGAGCUCUCCGCUGGAGAAAGAGCCCGAAAAUGAGCUCAACAACACUUCAAAGAAACUUCCAGUUCUGCCCCCCAAAGACCCCAUGGCAAUAGAAAGGUCCAACCUCCUCAGCAUGAUGAAGCUGAGCAUCAAAGUAUUAAUUCAGUCCUCCUUAAGUCUGGGCAGGACGCUCGAUUCAGAUUUCCCUCCUCUGCAGCAGUUCUUUGUCGUCCUGGAGCACUGCCUCAAACAUGGGCUGAAAGUCAAGAAAUCCUUCAUUGGUCAGAACAAGUCCAUAUGGGGACCUCUGGAACUGGUUGAGAAGUUGUGUCCAGAGUCUGUUAACAUUGCCACAAGUGCCAGAGACCUGCCCGGCAUAAAGACCGGCCUGGGGAGAGCAAGGGCUUGGCUGCAUUUAGCACUCAUGCAGAAGACAGUAGCUGACUACAUGAAAGCUUUGCUGGACCGCAAAGAUCUCCUGAGUGAGUUUUAUGACUCCGGAGCAUUGAUGAUGGAGGAGGAGGGGGCAGUGAUAGGGGGACUGCUGGUGGGCCUCAACGUAAUUGACGCUAACCUCUGCAUUAAAGGGGAGGAUCUUGAUUCUCAGGUGGCAGUCAUCGACUUUUCUCUUUAUCUGAAAGACGCUGCCAACAGUGAGACUUCAAAAGAUGAUGCCAAGAUGACAGCCAUUUUGGAUCAGAAGCACUACAUUGAGGAGUUAAAUCGUCAUCUAAGCGGCACCGUCACUGACCUUCAGGCUAAGAUGGAAUCUAUUGAGAAGACCAACAGCAAACUUGUAGAGGAGCUGACGGCAGCGACAGACAGAAUCAACUCUCUGCGGGAAGAACAGGAACAGCUAAGAAAGGAGAAUGAGACGAUCUUGCAGUCCAGCCAGAAAAAGGAAGAGGCAGCCCUUCAGGACAGCCAGGUGGAGCUGGAGACGUACAAACAGACUCGACAGGGCCUGGAUGAGAUGUACAACGUGGUUUGGAAGCAGUACAAAGAGGAAAAGCGCAUUCGCCAGGAGCUGGAGCGUGAGUUGGAGCUCCAGGUGGGCCUGAAGCAGGAGAUCGAGGUGGCCAUGAAGCUGCUGGAGAAGGACACACACGAGAAACAGGACACGCUGGCAGCCCUGCGGCUCCAGCUCGACCAGGUCAAGACUCUGAACCUGCAAAUGUUCCACAAAGCUCAGGACUCAGAACGUGAGGCAGAAAAAAAGCAGGCGGAGGCUGUGCAGCUUGAGCAGAAGAUGGAUGAAAUGGAGAAAGCCAUGAUGGAACUCGAGCAGAGACUUCAGAACUCGGAGCAAGAGCGCAAACAAAGCGACCAGUCAGACAAAGAUAUGAGGGUGGAGCUGGAAGGAAAGGUGGAUGCUUUGCAGAAACAGCUGUCUGACCUGGAUACACUAAGGCUGGGUUUGGAGAAUGAGCUGCGCACUGAGAGGGAACAGAGACAAAGCCUGCAGAAAUCUCUCCAGCGGGAACAGGACAACAGCAUAGAGCUCCGCACACAGCUGCAACAACUCCAGGGCCUGCACACGGAGCUGCAGGAUUUGAAGCAUGAGAAGCAGCAGCUGCAGCAGACGUGUGAGCAGCAGGAGCAGGCUCUACAGGAGAUGGGACUGCAUCUCAGCCAGUCUAAACUUAAGAUGGAGGACUUCAAGGAGGUCAACAAAGCUCUGAAGGGCCACGCCUGGCUGAAAGAUGAUGAGGCCACUAAUUGCAAGCAAUGCGAGAAGGAGUUCUCCAUCGCACGCAGAAAGCACCACUGUAGAAACUGCGGAGACAUCUACUGCAACAGUUGUUCCAGUAACGAGCUGGCCUUACCCUCCUACCCUCGGCCUGUACGGGUGUGCGACAGGUGCCACUCCCUCCUGCUGCAGAGAAGCUCGUCCACAGGUUCCUGACAAAACACCUACAAGCUUCAACGUUUCUACGAGAGCUUUCUAACACUGCACAUACUCAUCCACUAUGAUUUUUAACGACUCGUGUUUGAAAAAUGUCAUCAAAUCUUGGGGGAAAUGUGAUUUGGUGUUCCAUUUCCACUGUUACCUGAAAUUCAGGAACAUUAGUUCAUCUGUAUUAAACAAGGGGCCACCUUUUAACACUGAUGGGAUGAGUGAUGUGUGUCAAAGGGAUAGUUCACCCCAAAAUCAAAAAUAUAUGUUUUUCUCUUCACGUGUGGUGCUGUGUAUCAAUUCAGAUUGCUUUAGUGUUAACUGCAGAGAGUUGGAAAUAUCGGCAGUCUUGAAUAUGUCUCUGACACACCAAGCCAAUGGUCAGCCUGUGUUUCCUUUACUGUUGGCACAAGUCCGCACUUGUCGGCUGCAGAUUCAGCAUGUUAAAUUUGUGUCAGAGCAGCAGCUCAGCUCAAUGCGUGAGAACAGAAACAGAAUUGAGGAAGGCAAAUUAACAGCUAGAGUCAAGAGGGCGUGAGAUGUUAACAAAUGUUGGGUAAGAUCAUUUUUUAGCCAAUUAGCCCUUUGUUAUUUUAACAGUGGGUUGUUUUGUUGUAGUGCUUAUGGGCUAACUAGCAUCUUGACUAUGUGAUGUCAGUCUUCUGUUUCCCUUUUUUUGAAUGAUGAAUAUAGACUACCGCCACCUGUUGGUAUGGAGAGUUAUUUCCUGUCACACAGGUGCAGAACAUGCAUGCCGGUUAGCCGUCUUAGUUUUAGUUAGCGGUUUUAGUUGUAUGCAGUGAAACGUAAUGGUUGACACACAGGCGACAUCAGGUGACAACAGUUGGCCUUCAUUGCCACUAAUUCUUUGAUGUCUUGCAUUUACUCAUGGAUGAAAAGCAUCCUCCUUGGCUGAGCUGUAAUGUUAGCUCGCUGAGUCAAACUAAGAUGCCCACUUCCUUAUGUGGUGGGUGUAGUUUGGCAGAAAGAAAAUAGUUCCUACAUGAAACUGUUAUCAUGAGUAACCGAGUCGUGAUUUCUGGAAAGAGACAUUGAGUCUUCAAAUAUAUUUGUUAGUGCUUUGAGCACCACAAGCUGAGUGCCAUCUAGUUCCAUUAUAAUCCCAGAGAAGGCAGCCUUCUCUACAGCUGAUAUCUCAAACACUCAGCAACAAGAUUGAUAAAUAGAACUACAGGUGAGAGGAAAAGAAUUUGUAUUUUUGAUUUUGGGGUUAACUGUCUCUUUGAAGAUACUCAAGGUAGCCUGGAGGUUGAAGUAGUUUAGGAUAUUUAUGUGAUCAGUGUUUCUUUGGGCUGGAAUAACAUCAGUUUUACAAUUUGGCAUCAUAAACUGACCAUUUUAAGUGUGUAACUUUUCUAAUUCAAACUGUGGAUGUAGAUUAUGUUGAGAUCCAUCAAGGUUCCUGUUGGUUUCUGAGGGUCACUUGUGUGAUCUUUAGUAUGAACUAUUCAUUGUACUUCACUUUGAUAUUAUUCCAACUUGUCAUACAUCUACUCUGUAAUAAUUUUCACAGCUACAGCCCCACUGCUGGACACAUGCAAAAUUAUUGUGUAAAUGACUGUAGAAUGUUAACAAAUCUAACUAUUUUAGAAUGUAUUAUUACGACAGGGUUUUGCGGAUUGUGUCAACUGCUACAAAGCCAUUUUCUUAAUUAAUUUGGGAAUGGUGACCAAAAGUUUUUUAUCUAGAUAUUUGAUAAAUGAAUAAAACCUCCUUUUUUGC